AUGGCUGCUGCUGCACCACCCACCCCGGCACCCCGCCCGCCUCGCCAGCGCCUCAACAAGCUCGAGCGCACCCAGCUCCGCCGCGACCUCGCUCACCACGACAAGGACGCAGACCACCGCCAGGACGACGACGACCAAGCCACCACCGCACCACUCGACUGGCUACCCCUCGCCGACACGCGCACCCACCAGUGCCCCGUCGUCUUCACCCCCGAUGGCUCCUACGCCUUCAUCGCCUCGGGCGCCGCCGUCAAGGUCUACUCGGUCGCGUCGACCCAGCUCAUGUCGACCCUCUCGAUCCGCCCCUACUCGUCCUCGACCGCGACCACCACCAACGAGCCCGCAGCCCUGCGCCGCGCCACCGUCUCGGCCGUCCUCCUGUCGCCCUCCAACCCGCGCCAGCUCGUCGUCGCCGCCACCGACGGCAAGGUCCGCCUGUGGGACUACCUCGACGGCGCCCUCUUGCGCACCCUCGACCUCGGCGCCCCGAUCCUCCACGCCACGGCCAACCACAACCUCGCCGACCACCUCUUCGUCGCCCUCGGCACCAACUCGAACCUCGACGCCGAGGCGAGCGUCUACCUCGUGUCGCUCCGCGCCGCAAAGCACCUCGUCGACGGCGUCGUGACCGCCGCCGACCCCUCGACCCCGGUCCAGCCCGCGCGCCGCGUCCGCCUCGCGACCCCGCGCAUCGUGCGCGCUCUCGCCCUCUCGCACGACGGCGCCGUCCUCGCAAGCGUCAACCCCAACGCCGUCCACCUCGCGCGCACCCACGACAUCCAGCGCGGCUUCACCCAGUCGGUGCCCGCCGCCGACGACGAGGUCCUCACCACCGUCGCCUUCCACCCGACCGACAACUACUUUGCGACCGGCAACGAGCGCGGCCAGAUCCGCCUGUGGUACAACGUCCUCGGCGCCCCCUCGUCGUCGUCCGAGGCCGGCGACAGCGCGCUCGCCGCACCCGCACCGACGACGAGCGUCCUCCACUGGCACGCCCACGCCGUGUCGUCGCUCGCCUUUACGCCCAACGGCGCCUACCUCCUGUCGGGCGGCCAAGAGGCCGUCCUCGUCCUGUGGCAGCUCCACACGGGCCACCAGGAGUACGUGCCCCGCCUCGGCGCCCCCAUCUCGAGCCUCACCGUCCUCGACGGCACGCGCGACAACCCCGAGCAGCAGGUCGCCGCCAGGUUGAGCGACGGCAGCGUCGCCUUUGUCGGCAGCCAGCGCCUCAGGGUCGGCAAGGUCAUCUCGGGCCUCAAGGCCGACGCCUCGUCCCGCCCGACGUUCGCCCCUGCCCCGUCGACCCUCCCGACCCCGCUCGCGCUCGACCCGUCCACCUCGGCCCUCGUCCUCCCCGCCGCGCACCCGUCGUCGCUCCAGUUCUACUCGCCCCUCGACGACGCCUCGAUCCUCGAGCUCGAGGUGGCGCCCUCGAACCGCGUCACGAGCGCUCAGCGCGACCGCCCGCUCGAGCCCACUCGCGUCGAGCGCGUCGCCUUUUCGACGCCCGAACCUCGCGGCGCCGGCGCCUACUGGAUGGCGACGGUCGACUCGUGGGCCAAGGACGGCUUUACGCCCGUGCGCCAGCUCAAGCUGUGGCGCAAGCAGGUCGGCGCUGCCGCCGCCGCCGAGCAGCAGCACUCGUUCGCCCUGUCGACCCGCAUCGACCGCCCGCACGACGGGCCCAUCACGUCGCUCGCGUUCUCGCCCUCGACCGCGUCGCCGCUCCUCCUCACGACCUCGACCGACGGCUCGAUCAAGGUCUGGGCCCCGACCACCUCGUCGUCGUCAUCGUCGUCGGCCUCGAGCGGCGGUGCCUGGGCCUGCCGCGCCGCGCUGUCGCACCGCGGGUCGGCGCCCGUCGCCGCCGCGUGGAGCGCCGACGGCAGCAUGUUUGCCGUCGCGCACGUGCGCGGCUCGGUCACGCUGUGGAGCCUCGCCCAGGGCGGCGUCCUCAUGCACUCGUUUGCGGCGACGAGCGUCGGCCGGCCCCGCCACGUCGCGUUUGUCGACGCCGAGGGCGAGCGCAGCGGCGGCGACGGCGCGACGGCGCUCGUCGUGGGGGGCAGUCUCGGGUCGAUCGCGUGGGACUUGCUCACGCUCGACGAGGUGCACACGACCAGAAUCGACUUUGCGACGCUCGCCGUCCAGCCUGGGUCGGGCCUGCUCCUCGGCACCGAGGACGCUGCGCCCACCGCGUCGACCUCGGCCUCGGCGUCGUCGGCAUCGGCGUCGUCGUCGAACGCAGGCGCCAAGAAGGCGGUCAAGGCGACCAAGACGGGCCCGAGCGCGACCUCGACCGACGGUGCCGCCCCGGCGCUCCUGUACUCGCUCCCCGUCGCGUCGACCUCGCGCGAGGCCGCCCUCGCGCACCUCGACGCGCGCCCGCUCCCCUGUGCCCCGCGCCAGCUCCUCCCUCUCCCCUCCUCGGCCUCGGCCUCGGCCUCAUCCUCGUCCGCCGCCACGACCUCGUCGCGCCGCACCGACGCGCACCCGGUCUCGCUCGCCGCAGUCGACCCGACCGGCGCCGUUUCGCUCCUCGGCGCCGCGGCCGCCCUCGGCGGGUCGGUCGCGCCCUCGGCGCUCCCGCAGGCCGCCGGCACGGGCGCCAAGGAGGGUCUCUUUGACGAGAUCUUUGGCUCGGCCUCGGCGGCGGCGGCGGCGACGAGCGCGGGCGCGAGCAGGGCCAAGGGCAAGGGCCGGGCGCUCCUGGGCGACGGUUCGGCGGCGGCGGCGGGCGCGAGGAUCGACGUCGGCGCGCUCGGCAAGGGCGCCGCCGUCCUCCUCGAGACGCCGGCGCACGUGCUCCCGCCUGUGCGCAUGCUCUGGCGCGAGCUGCUGCGGGUCGAGCAGCGCCCGGCGGCGGUCGAGCUCGAGCUCGAGGGCGGCGACAAUGGCUCGCGGGCGGCGACGGCGGCAGCAGCGACGGGCGCAGCGACGUCGCCGCCGCAGCAGCAGAAGAGCGAGGUGCUCUCGGCGACGACGACGGCGCCCGUCUUCAGCUCGCUCGGGCAGGAGACGAUGCGCGGGAUCUUCAGCAGGCGGUUGGCCGGAGGUGUGGCCGGGUCGGCGUAGAGCUCGAUGGCAAGCCUUAGCGACUCGUU
Rhodotorula graminis WP1 is the source of this 3104-nucleotide messenger RNA. RefSeq lists its product as uncharacterized. The record is from RefSeq and is a predicted model, not a curated record. The transcript has 3 exons. Gene Ontology annotation, molecular function: RNA binding; protein binding. Lineage: Eukaryota; Fungi; Basidiomycota; Microbotryomycetes; Sporidiobolales; Sporidiobolaceae. Bases 1 to 3075 code for a protein of 1024 amino acids. Gene Ontology annotation, biological process: positive regulation of rRNA processing; positive regulation of transcription by RNA polymerase I. Gene Ontology annotation, cellular component: nucleolus.